Messenger RNA from Pelmatolapia mariae (spotted tilapia), 930 nucleotides. RefSeq names its product homeobox B5a (gene hoxb5a). The transcript is spliced from 2 exons. Gene Ontology annotation, cellular component: nucleus. The record is from RefSeq and is a predicted model, not a curated record. Gene Ontology annotation, molecular function: RNA polymerase II cis-regulatory region sequence-specific DNA binding; DNA-binding transcription factor activity, RNA polymerase II-specific. NCBI's taxonomy places the organism in Eukaryota, Metazoa, Chordata, Actinopteri, Cichliformes, Cichlidae. Bases 1 to 930 code for a protein of 309 amino acids. Gene Ontology annotation, biological process: regulation of transcription by RNA polymerase II; anterior/posterior pattern specification.
AUGAGCUCUUAUUUUGUAAACUCGUUCUCGGGGCGCUACCCAAAUGGCCCCGAAUAUCAACUGCUAAAUUAUGGAGGCAGCAGCGGCGCAAUGAACGGCGGGACGUACAGGGAUUCUUCCUCCGCCACCAUGCACCCUGCGACGGGCUCUUACGGCUACAGCUACAAUGGCAUGGACCUGACCGUCACUAACCGGGGAGGGGGAACCAACAGUACCGCCAACGCUGGAGGACACUUCGGGGGCGGCUCAGUUGGUGGGGACUCGCGGGGUUUCGGCUCCCCGGCCCCGGACAGGGGCUUCAGACAACCAUCUAGCUGCUCCCUCGCCUCUGCGGCGGACUCCCUGCUGUCACCCGGCAACGAAAGCACAAAACUGGGCGCCCGGAGUUCGUCUCCUCGCUCGGAUCAAGCAGGAAGCGGUAAUCUCAGCUCACCAAACCUGUCCUCCGCCUCCUCCACCGGCGGUGGCGGCACAGUGCAGCGUUUCACCGAACUGGAUGACGCGUCACCAGAGACCGAGGACUUGCAGCAUAACCGGGACACCAGUCACGCCAGCAAUCCGCCACCCAGGACCGGGCAUAAGCAGGAGGGCGGUCCGACGGGAUCAGCCGCUGGCAACACUGGCAGUGAGGCGCAGACACCACAGAUAUUCCCCUGGAUGAGAAAGCUACACAUUAGUCAUGAUAUGACGGGCCCCGACGGGAAACGGGCACGGACGGCGUACACCCGCUAUCAGACUCUCGAGCUGGAGAAGGAGUUCCACUUCAACCGGUACCUCACGCGGCGGAGGCGGAUAGAGAUCGCGCACGCACUCUGCCUCACGGAGCGGCAGAUUAAAAUCUGGUUUCAGAACCGGAGGAUGAAGUGGAAGAAGGACAACAAAUUGAAAAGCAUGAGCCUCGCCACUGCUGGCAGCGCCUUCCAACCCUAG